This is a messenger RNA of Pungitius pungitius (ninespine stickleback), 2865 nucleotides long. RefSeq names its product adipocyte plasma membrane associated protein (gene apmap). Lineage: Eukaryota; Metazoa; Chordata; Actinopteri; Perciformes; Gasterosteidae. Gene Ontology annotation, molecular function: arylesterase activity; strictosidine synthase activity. Gene Ontology annotation, cellular component: endomembrane system. The transcript is spliced from 9 exons. Gene Ontology annotation, biological process: biosynthetic process. The coding region runs from base 167 to 1414 and encodes 415 amino acids. The record is from RefSeq and is a predicted model, not a curated record.
GCUCUCACCCGCCCGUGUCAACAGCUUUGGUAUGACGGUCGUUCGGUUCUCUGCGUGUUUAGUCCGUCUGUACCCGGGUUAAACCUCACUACAUCGAGCCACUCUGUGCCAACACCCGAUCUGAGCCGAACCGAACCGGGUCAACCGUCCGAGUCCUCAGUGCAGCAUGAACGAGACGGAGGGGCUCCGGUUCCGAAGGGUGCACCGACCGCAGGUCAUCACCGACGAGCUGCCCGAGCACCGGAACAAGGGAUCUGGCACCUACAGCGGGAAGGUUUUCCAGGUCACUCUGCUCUCUCUGGGCGGAUUCCUGCUUCUUCCUCUCCUGGUCAUCAUCCUCAUCAUAGAGUCACCCAUCCACCCAGAGGUCUUCAGCCUGAAGGAGCCUCCGCUGAUGAAGGGCUGCUGGGAACCAAACCUGAAGCUCCGAGAGGCUGAGAGGCUGUUUGAGGACCAGAUCACUGGACCGGAGUCCAUCGUCAACAUAGGAGAUGUUUUUUACGCCGGAACAGCUGAUGGGAAGAUAGUGAAGCUGAUUGGUCGAAGGAUUCACACGGUGACGAGACUCGGAAAGCUUCCCUGCGGCUCCAGAGAGGAGGAGUCCAGCUGUGGGAGGCCUUUGGGGAUCCGAGUCGGACCCAACGGGACUCUGUUUGUGGCCGACGCCUACCUGGGGCUGUUCCACGUGAACCCCACCACAGGUGAGGCGACCCAGUUGGUGUCGGGGGGUCAGGUGGUCGCCGGCAGGAAGCUGUCGUUCAUCAACGACGUGGCGGUGACUCAAGACGGGAAGAAGAUCUACUUCACGGACUCCAGCAGCAGAUGGCAGCGCAGGGACUACAUGCACCUCAUCAUGGAGGCCACGGCCGACGGACGAGUGCUGGAGUACGACACAGAGAGCCGAGAGCUGACGGUGCUGAUGGAGAACCUUCGCUUCCCAAACGGCAUCCAGCUGCUCCCUGACGAGGAAUCGGUGCUGGUGGCAGAGACCACCAUGGCCCGGAUACGCAGAGUUCAUGUUGCUGGUCUGAACAAAGGCGGCAUGGACACCUUCAUUGACAAUCUGCCCGGUUUCCCCGACAACAUUCGUCCGAGCUCAACCGGGGGUUACUGGGUGGCCAUGUCGUCGGUGCGGCCGAACCCCGGCUUCUCCAUGUUAGACUUCCUGUCCCAGAGGCCCUGGAUCAAGAAAUUCAUCUUCAAGCUCUUCAGCCAGGAGGUGCUGAUGAAGUUUGUCCCUCGGUACAGCCUGGUGGCGGAGCUCCAUGACGGCGGCAUCUGCACUCGGAGCUUCCACGACCCCAACGGCCUGGUGGCGGCCUACGUCAGCGAAGUCCACGAGCACGAAGGGAGCCUGUAUCUGGGCUCCUUCCGUUCGCCCUACAUCGCCAAACUGGACCUGAGCAAGGUCUAGAUGAAACCGACACGCUGGCGGACUCUGGUGACUCUGUGGGACGUCUGUGACAAGCGGUCUGUCACGAUGCUCGGGGGGGUGAAAAGGUUACAGGGGGUCUGUCAUUGAUCGGCAUAUUUAGACGGGUUCUUAACCCGUAAUUAAUUUCCAACAUUCGUGGUCCCCAGAGGGUGAACCCCCAGGCUGCCAACAGCAGAGCCUGGCUGUUAAAAAUCUGCCUUUGUGUUCAUGUUUGUCGAUCUGUUUUGUUUUGGGGACGUUGUGAGUUCACAUUUGAAAAACCUUUGGAGCAUCUGAAAUGGUUUUGUAGCUCAGUGUCUACAUGGAAACCUGCUCUGAUCCCUCAGAGGGGUCGAGAUUUACAUUCUAAUUUCUACAGUUCAUUCAUUCAGACACAGUUCUUGUUUGACUUCUUCUGUUCAUUGAAAAAGUAGUUUUGUAGAUAAAGUUUUGCUUUGAUAUUGGUACUGAAACUCAGAUCUGAGACACAGCACUAAAAUCUUUUCGACCAAGUGAAUACAAAAAAUGCUUUCUUGCUAGCUGAAGCUAAUGAAGCUAUUUGGCUCAUUCAUUCAUUCAUUCAUUCGGUUAGCUAUGGAACCUCAUCCAGGGCAGAGGUUGGAUCAUUUCAAAAACAAAUGUGAACCUGAACGUUAUGGUUUUGAACAUUGAAAAAUGUAUUAAAAAUAAAAAUAAGUGGACGAAAGGUAUUUUUAGGUACAAUAUAAUUUAGACUCAGUUCUAUCAUUUAUUUGAAUAAAACAUAUUUUUUCAAUCUUCACUUCUAUAUUUUUUGAUAUUUGUUGUAUUGUAUUUUUCUGUAGCAGUUAUUUUAGAUGUCUCAGAUUGUUCAAAUAUUAUAUAUCAAACAAUAUAUAUAUAUAUAGGUGAAGAUUGUAAAGAAGUUAUAGAACUCAGUCAAAACUAUAUUAUAUAACCCAAAAGUACUUUUCAUUCACUUAUUUUUUUUUAAUACAAACUUUCAGGUUCACAUUUGUUUUUCAAAUAAUCAAAACUUUUGACCUCAAUUUGGCUUCAUCGUUAGCUUGCUCAUAGUUAGCUUGCUCAUAGUUAGCUUGCUCAUCGUUAGCUUGCUCAUCGUUAGCUUGCUCAUAGUUAGCUUGCUCAUAGUUAGCUUGCUCAUCGUUAGCUUGCUCAUCGUAGCGCUAACAAGCUGCUGCUAAAUCAGUAUAGUUACACUACAUGACUUAAUGGGUUAAUGGGUAAAUACAAUUGGCAGAAAUUAUUCAUGCAACGAAAAUGCCAUUUAAUUAUACGUAAAUACUUUGACAUGAUUCAAUUUAAUUUCUAAUUAUAGAAAUAAACACAAACAGCAGGUCAUUUCUCGCUACCUCCAGACCUAACUUUGACUCAUCUGGGUUAGCAUUGUUAACGCUAUCACUGCUAUGAGCUGCCAUUUCUCACUUGAACCUAUAAAGCUUUGGAAAUGA